Molecule: messenger RNA, 1206 nt
Organism: Cordyceps militaris CM01
Lineage: Eukaryota; Fungi; Ascomycota; Sordariomycetes; Hypocreales; Cordycipitaceae
Product: aminotransferase, putative
Exons: 2
Coding region: 1-1206 (401 amino acids)
Biological process (GO): biosynthetic process
Molecular function (GO): catalytic activity; pyridoxal phosphate binding
Source: RefSeq, a predicted model, not a curated record
AUGGCUCACCCGUCUACUUUCCCGGCUGAGCAAUGGCUCUCGCGAUGGCGCGGCACGUCAGGUCUACUCAACCUCGCCGAUACGUAUGCGUGCCCCAUUUCCAUCGAUGACCUGACCAGUCUAUCGUCGGAAAACGGCGAGGGGCCGCUGACGACCACCUCGAAGCUCAACUACGGAAGCACCAAUGGGUCGUCUGAACUGAGGCGGAGCGUGGCCAAGCUCUGCAGUGGACAAGAUGCGCAACUCACAGAGGACGACGUGGUCAUCACACAAGGCGCCAUCUCGGCAAACUUUCUGGUGCUUUACGCGCUCCUCGGUCCAACAGACCAUGCAAUCUGCGUCUACCCGGUCUACACGCAGCUCUACUCUGUACCGGAGACGUUUGGCGCCCAGGUCUCGUUUUGGCGGCUCAAGGAGGAGAAUGGCUACAUUCCCGAUGUCCGGGACUUGCAUAACCUCUUCCAACGCAAUACAAAGAUGAUCAUCCUCAAUAACCCAAAUAAUCCGACCGGGGCUGUGAUCCCCGAGCCGGUGCUGCGAGACAUCAUCGCCAUUGCGAAAGCACGGGGCAUCAUAGUCUUCAGCGACGAGGUGUACCGGCCGCUAUUCCACGAGCCGGACAGUGCACCCCCGCCUAUAACGGCAUUUGGCUACGAGCGGACGCUGGCCACCGGGUCCAUGUCCAAGUCACUGUCACUGCCGGGCAUCCGCAUCGGGUGGGUGGCGUCGCCGAACCGGGCGCUCAUUGCGGCGUGCUCGCGGCGGCGCGAUUUUACGACCAUAAGCGUGUCGCAAGUCGACGACCAGAUUGCAACCUACGCGCUGUCGCCCGCAGUGCAGCCGGCGCUGCUGCGACGCAACAUUGACCUGGCGCGGCGCAACCGCCGGCUGGUCGAGGCGUUUGUGGCGCGCCACGCCGACCGCUGCCGGUGGGUGCGGCCCGGGGGCGGCACCAUGGCCUUUAUGCAGUUCCGCGGCGCGACAAGCGGCCGGCCGGUCGACGACGAGGCCUUUUGCGCCGACCUCAUUGACAGGUGCAAAGUGCUGCUGGUCCCGGGGUCGCACAGCUUCGGCUGCGGCGAGGACUUUGCGGGCUACGUGCGGCUGGCGUACGUGUGCGACACGGCGGUGGUGCAGGAGGCGCUUGCGCGGCUGAGCAAGUAUCUGGAGGAGCAUCCGUGGGAUGGCGGGGGCGAUGAAGAGUAG